AUGACUAAUUGUAAUGUGUGCAAGGGAAAGAGCACCCGGGGAAAUGAUUCUCUGGAGUGUCUGAUGUGCAAGGUGGUGGUUCAUGAAAAAUGCGCGAAUUUACCACCGGAAACAGUUACGGCUAUAGCUCAGGGUCGUUCAACCUUCAAGUGCAAAAAGUGCAAGGCUGGAAAAAGGGCUUCCAUCACCAACGAGCUGCCUAACAUAAUGACCCUGCAACAUAAAGUGGAGGAUCUUUCUGCGGAUAUGCAUCAAAGAUUUGAGGAUUUACUCAGGGAGUUACGAGACGAGAAUCGGGAGCUGCGUAAGAGGCAUGUGGAAUUGGAGAAAAAAAACCUGGAGUAUGAUAAGAGAAUUCAUGAACUGGAGGAACGAGUUUCUGCACUCACAUUCGAAGCCGAUAACCGUACGCAGAGAGAGAAUUUGACUGCUCUGGAAAUCCAGAAUAUUCCCGAUGAUGUGCUGCAGCAAGACACUGUUAAACUUGCAUCUGACGUCAUGAAUGAUGCUCUUGAUGUUGACGUAAAUCAUUCAGAGAUCGAGAGUGCACAGCUGAUCAAGAUUGGGGUCGAGAAGAAGAACAAUAUGCUGGUGGUAAAGUUUUCUAAUGAGCUGGUGAAGAAGAGAAUUAUUGCCGCGAGAAGGGUUAAGAACAAGGCGAACGACUACAGGGGAAUCUUUCUCAAAAAGUGCCAUCAAGGUGGAGCUCGGAUAUACAUUAAUGAGAGGCUCACAGCUCGUCGUAGAGAACUGCUGAAGGCUGCAAGGGAAUGGAGGCGGAGGCUGGACUUUAAGUUCGUGUGGGUGGAUGGUGGAAUGAUUAAAAUGAGGAGAAAGGAGGGAGAAAGGAUAAAUGCUGACCUGCUCUAUCGUAUUACAGAACAUCAGGAGUAUUAG
Molecule: messenger RNA, 897 nt
Organism: Phlebotomus papatasi
Lineage: Eukaryota; Metazoa; Arthropoda; Insecta; Diptera; Psychodidae
Exons: 2
Coding region: 1-897 (298 amino acids)
Source: RefSeq, a predicted model, not a curated record